Messenger RNA from Drosophila sechellia, 1129 nucleotides. RefSeq lists its product as uncharacterized. NCBI's taxonomy places the organism in Eukaryota, Metazoa, Arthropoda, Insecta, Diptera, Drosophilidae. The transcript is spliced from 2 exons. The record is from RefSeq and is a predicted model, not a curated record. The coding region runs from base 40 to 210 and encodes 56 amino acids.
AAUCAGAUAGAUUUAAAUUAUUUCUUGUAUUAGACAAGAAUGGUUCAGGUUUCGAUGGUUUUUCUUAUAAUUUUUUUGCUGUCCAUGAUAAAUUACUCCACUGCUCCCAAUCACCCUGAUUGUGGUCCAGCAGGUCGCUGCUACACUGUAAAUAAACACUUUGGCAGUUUUAGGCAGACAAGAUGCGUUCCUUGCAAAUAUCGUCCUUAACGUCCAAAUUUACAGAAUCAGUUGAAUAGUCAAAAUUAAAAUUGCAGUUAAGUACCUAAAAAACAUGCAAAGAUGUAACAACAACUGAUAAAUAAAUAAAAUAAAAGUAAAAUAUAUUUCAAGAGAGAUAAAAGAAUGAGCAGAAUUUAAAUGUUAGUAAAUACAACUUACUUCACAGAACUACAAACAGUUUUAUGUAGUGUGUGCAAAAAGCAAAAAAUAUUAAUGUAUACCAUGCAAAAUGGAGGCCACAUUAUGAAUACACACACAUAUCUGUGUGUUUCUGUUCUGUUCGUUGAAUUUCGCUCCACCACUCCAAAAGGAACCCUUUUUUGCGAUUGUGUACACAUUUUUGCACAUUCUGUGCUGACCAACAUGCCGCAGGACCGCCCAGUAAAACGUUUCUUAAAUAUCACGCAUACGCAGCGGGGGCCCGAAUGAAAUUAAGACCCUUUCAAGGGUGGCGGGCGGUAAGCAAAAGUAAUUUUACACUUCACCAAAGCGAAAUGUUGCCAAGAGAAAAAAAAGCGCAAAGGGAAAAGUCGAGAAAAGCGGAUAUGUGAGAGGAAACUGAAGCAAUCGGCCAAAGCAGAAUGAUGCCCUGUGAUGACCGAUGAUGUGGCAAGUGCUUUAAUUGAAAACAAAACGUAUUUCAUGAAAAUGAAUAGCAAUUCGAUUAAAGCGAAUAAUUUCCAAUUCAACGCUUGCCACUUGUCAGAGUCAGAGGAGAGGCUUUUAUCGGCGAGAAGCAACAGUUUGUCAAUUUCCGCUGGCAGUGAAAUGGGGAAAAACAAGCUCUAAUGGGACCGAUGGGUGAAAAAUUGGUUUCGGUUUUUUUACUGAUUGGGUCGGCCAGAGUGCCCCUACAUGACAGAUUAAGCGAUUCACAGGUAAACUUUGUUUUCCAACGACAGACAAG